Messenger RNA from Saccostrea echinata, 1258 nucleotides. RefSeq names its product activating signal cointegrator 1 complex subunit 1-like. The transcript has 7 exons. Gene Ontology annotation, molecular function: RNA binding. NCBI's taxonomy places the organism in Eukaryota, Metazoa, Mollusca, Bivalvia, Ostreida, Ostreidae. Gene Ontology annotation, cellular component: nucleus. Bases 35 to 1117 code for a protein of 360 amino acids. Gene Ontology annotation, biological process: DNA alkylation repair; regulation of DNA-templated transcription. The record is from RefSeq and is a predicted model, not a curated record.
AGUUCACAAUACACUGGUGUACUCCGAAGACAAUAUGGAUGUUUUAAGACCACAAAUUAUCACAAUAGGAGACCGCUGUUACAGAGUCAACCCAUCACUGAACAGAGAUAUUAAUGCACUUGAAGAGGAACAAUACGAGGAGUCCACAGUGCAGUGUAACAACUGGAAUGAUGAGACCUGUGAUAUGAUGCCAGACAUUGAAGAGACAGAUAAAGGCUUUCAGACCACUGUUAGCCUACCUAGUGCAUUUUUUAAACACAUCAUUGGCAGGAAGGGUGAAACCAAACGUCGACUGGAAACAGAGACCAAAACUCAGAUCAGGAUCCCCAGGGAGGGAGUGGAGGGGGAUAUUAUAAUCCUUGGACCAGAGAGAAAGGGCGUGAUUUCAGCCAAGACAAGACUGGACGUCAUUGUUGAUUCUGUACGCCGAAAAGAACCAUUCACUCACUUUCUGUCCUUCCCAGUGAACUUACAGCCAAUCAGAGAGAAUUUCUUAGAGUUUCAGGAGGAUAUUUUGAGGAGUUGUGAUAGUGAUAGAGGAAUAGACAAGACAAUAUUUCAGAAGCCUGAGAAGCUACAUCUAACAGUGGGUACGCUAGCACUGCUGAAUAAACAAGAAAUAGAGCAAGCCCUGGAGACACUUGAAGAAUGUAAAUCAAGUCUUGUUGAACCUAUCCUGAAGGGUGAGCCCCUCACGGUGAGGUUACAGGGGCUGGAGUACAUGAAUGAUGACCCUGGCUCCGUGGAUGUCCUCUAUGCCAAAAUCCAACCCGGGGAACAGGCAGAAAGGCUUCAGAUUUUGGCAGAUCGAUUGGUUGACAGAUUUUCUACAACAGGCCUAAUGCAGCAGGAAUAUAGUCGAGUUAAGCUUCAUGUAACAGUUAUGAACACUCUAAUGAGGCGGGACCCAACCUCCAUAGCAGGGGAGAGGCCCACAGAGGGGAAACGAGGCAAUAAAGAAAGGGAGUCCUUUGAUGCCACAAAUGUGAUGAAAAAGUUUGGACAUUAUGACUUUGGAGAAUUCACCAUUAACAGCCUGCAUCUGUCUCAGCGACAUGGAUUAGGAGAGGAUGGUUAUUAUGGAUGUGCUGGCUCAGUAUCAUUACCACGACCUUAAAUCAUGUGACGUUACCAUGACCUUAAAUCAUAAGACAUUCCAUGGAUUUGUUAGCAUGACCAUUAAUCAUGCAACUUUCGCCUCAAUUUGUUAUCAUAUAAAUCAGUUUAAGCUUCUGCUAAAAAUAAAUUUUAAAAUGAA